CGCGAGCGCAGCGAGGCGGAAGGCAUGGACGCGGCGGCCGGGUUCCAGCCGAGCGAGCACCAGCACCGGCGCCGCAACCCGCUGCGGGGGGACUGGGUGCUGGUCUCCGCCCACCGCAUGCGGCGCCCGUGGCAGGGGCAGCUGGAGGAGCCCCCCGAGGAGGACGUCCCGCGCCACGACCCGGCCAACCCGCUGUGUCCCGGGGCCGCGCGAGCGAGCGGCAAGGUAAAUCCCCAUUAUGAGAGCACAUUUAUUUUUGACAACGAUUUCCCUGCAUUGCAGCCAGAUGCUCCGGAACCUGAGGCUGAGGACCAUCCCUUGUUUCGUGCAGCAUCAGCUCGAGGCGUGUGCAAAGUCAUGUGCUUCCACCCCUGGUCUGACCUGACUCUGCCCCUGAUGUCCCUGGCUGAGAUCCGCAGGGUCGUUGACAAAUGGGCUGAGAUAGCGGCUGAGUUGGGUUCCUCCUACUCCUGGGUGCAGAUCUUUGAGAACAAGGGAGCCAUGAUGGGCUGUUCAAACGCCCACCCUCACUGUCAGAUCUGGGCUAGUAACUUCCUGCCCAACGAAGCCUCGCUGGAGGACCAGACGCAGCGGGAAUACCACCAGGAGCACGCUGUCCCCAUGCUGCUGGAAUACGCUCAGCUGGAGGCCGAGCGGAAGGAGCGGGUCGUGGUGGAGAAUGCCGACUGGCUGGUGGUGGUCCCCUACUGGGCAACGUGGCCCUUCCAGACCCUCCUGCUUCCUCGUCGACACGUCUGCCGCCUUCAGGACCUUCAGGAGAGCGAGAGAGACAGCCUGGCGUCCAUCAUGAAGAGGCUUCUCACCAGAUACGACAAUCUCUUCCAGGUGUCCUUCCCGUACUCGAUGGGUUGGCACGGAGCUCCGACAGGGCCAUACCUGGAGGCCAACUGUGGCCACUGGCAGCUCCAUGCCCACUACUACCCCCCGCUGCUGCGUUCCGCCACCAUCCGUAAAUUCAUGGUUGGCUACGAAAUGCUGGCUCAGGCUCAGAGGGACUUAACGCCAGAGCAGGCUGCUGAACGCCUGAGGAACCUGCCGGAGCACCACUACAGGCUGGACCCAAAGGAGACACGCUAGGGCAGGACCUGGCUCUGCCCCCCCUCCUUUUUGGUUUGGGGCCGCCAGGCAAUCCCGGGCUGCUGGCGGAGGGGGCCUGGGGAAUGGUUCCAGCCGAGGCAGGCGAAGUAAGGCUUCUGGGCCUGAGGGCUGCUUAGGACAUUUCUCAAGAGCUGCCUGAGCCCGGGCAGGAUUCCUGUCCUCCCGCUGAGGCCGUGAUACCGGUGAGCACCUGAGCGAGACGCCCUUCACGUCUCCCAAGGGCUCUGCAGACCCCACGGCUCCGUUCCCUGUGUGCUGCAAGGGGCGAGACCCAUCCUUGAAGGAGAGGGAAGCGUGGGACGCCCUCUCCCCACACCAGCUCUUUACUACUACUGCUGAGAGACUGCCUGGCCCUACCUGGCCCGGCCCCGCCCAGCUGCAGAGAGCUGGUAGUAUCAAGUUCCCAGGACUGGGGGUAAAUUAGAGGGGGUGGGGGCAGGGCUGGGGUGGGGGUCUCUUCUUCUGAACUCUCCCCACGCGAUUAGAGCACGGGCAUUUGGGGAUCUGCUCAUUGGGACCUGAACUUGGAAAAUGCUGCCUGCUAGUCCCUUCUGCUUGGGCUGCAUUUUUUUUGCCUUGUAAACCAGAUCACUGUUAUUUAAAAAAAAAUAUUCAGAAAAGAGGCAAAAGAUUCCAGCUGGGGAAUUCUGUUCUUUUAGCUGUGAAGACUUUCCUCUUUCCUGGAAGGAGCUGGGAAGCCCAAGGAUGUGAAGGCCAGCAGCCUCCUCCUCCUCUCUUCUGCAUUUCCCUGCUGCUCCCCCAUUUUUAAUGAGGAAGAUGGUUCUCCAGAUGCUUCUCCCCCUCACUCCCACCUCAGCAAGGACCAGGAUGAGACCUGCAGCUGUGCUACCUUUCAAGGGACUCUGGAUUCUGUCCUCAGGUCUGUCAUCUUCCAGAGCCUAAAAUAGGACAGAGCAUAAGCAAGAUUCUUCAAGGGGAAACCUGUAGCAUUUUGGUACUCGAUGCUCUUUCUUAAAAAAUUCAAAUCUCCAUCUCCAGAUUUUCUCAGUUUGAAAAAAAAAACCGAACCAACCACCUAACUUGCUUGUCCUUCUGUUUUAUUGGUUCAGUGGUGGAGGACAUGGGGCUGCUCCCCCGUUUGCAAAUGGCUUUGCGAGGGCGUUGCGUGGGACCGUACCUCCCUGUUGAUGGCAAAGCAAGGGAGUGGACCCUGCGUGCCAUCGUCCCAUUUUCACCAACAGCUUUUGCGCAGCUGGUGUCCCCACCCACCGGCGGGCUGGAUGUGAAAAGGGACUGGUGCUGGGCUCCGUCAUCUGCACCGCUCAGGGUUCAGCCCAGCAAACGGCUCAGUGCUCGCCCAGGAGCAGUGGACGUAAAUAACCUAUUUCAUAUUUGAAAAGGGAAUCAAAUAAGUUUUUUUUUCCUGAAGUAAUAAAUGCUUUGAUUUGCUUUUA
Molecule: messenger RNA, 2534 nt
Organism: Candoia aspera
Lineage: Eukaryota; Metazoa; Chordata; Lepidosauria; Squamata; Candoiidae
Gene: GALT
Product: galactose-1-phosphate uridylyltransferase
Exons: 11
Coding region: 25-1098 (357 amino acids)
Biological process (GO): beta-D-galactose catabolic process via UDP-galactose, Leloir pathway
Cellular component (GO): cytoplasm
Molecular function (GO): UDP-glucose:hexose-1-phosphate uridylyltransferase activity; zinc ion binding
Source: RefSeq, a predicted model, not a curated record